This is a messenger RNA of Aspergillus novofumigatus IBT 16806, 1329 nucleotides long. RefSeq lists its product as uncharacterized. NCBI's taxonomy places the organism in Eukaryota, Fungi, Ascomycota, Eurotiomycetes, Eurotiales, Aspergillaceae. The transcript has a single exon. The coding region runs from base 260 to 1168 and encodes 302 amino acids. The record is from RefSeq and is a predicted model, not a curated record.
UAUCUGUCACUGUGUGGUUCAAGCACAUACUAUUUCCCAUCAGCAACAAUGCCUGAAACGUAGCCGUGGCCCGCCACGAGAGACGCCGAGGCCAGAAGGCCAGCAAUGGAAGCGACCUUGGACAAAACCAUGCUGUCUGAUAGCAGAAGGUAAAAGUUCAGACAAUAAGUUGAAGAAGCAGCAGCCAACGAUUAAAGACCUGCUUGAUCAGGGGCCUCUGGAGCUAGAAGUGAUUGGGUUGAGCACAGAACAGAACAGAAUGCAGCAAUGGGGCGACAUUUCAGGCCCUUUUAUAACUAUUCUGAAGUGCUUCGACCCCUGUAAGUAUCAGCAGUGCAUGGAACCAGAAACCCCGACGACCCCUGAAAAAGUGUCCUGGUGGGCAGCCGGCAUAACUGAAGAAAUUAUCCAUCCCUCUGAUACAAGGGCUCCUGAAUCACCAGAUUCCCUUCUUCAUCUUCGGCAGAUAGGAACGCUACGAGAAAUCCCGGCGCCAAUGGCUGCAUGCAUGCAUGGGUGCCAUGAAUCAUUGGCGCUCCACAACCUUGCAAUCCGGAAAUGUUCUCUGACGCCGGCCUCUUUGGCCUGUGAAUGCAUGUACCGUGCAGCCACAGUCCCCUGCCGUUGUUCUUUUUUUCUCAGACCUUGCUGCUGGAACCGUCCAGAAACAUCAGACGCAUCAGCAUCUUUCACCUUCCUCCACAGUGGAUAUCGCGCCUUGACCGGUGGGUACCUUCGAUACACCGAGUAUCACGGCUCAGCAGCAGUGAAACCCAGACAUAGUGAUCCAUCUAUCUUCACAAAGCACAAUACGCCAGACCAUCGCGACAGACUGAGACUCCUGGUCAUCCGACUGACUAGUACGCCAUCCAGCCGUUUCUCUUUGAUGAAGAGGAGGCGUUGGGCAUGCCGCACAAAGCACACAGCCAAGAGGCUCCCUGUAUGGAAAGUGACGAUCCCCCAGGUUUUGCCGGACACACGGGCCGACGGCAAUAUACGAGCCUUUGGCACUUUUGCCUUGGGAUCCGUGCCUGAAACGGUUACCUCGCAGUUUCUUUUGCUGUGUUGGGCCUCUAAGGCGGCUCAGACCGAGACCAGGGAGGGUACCCCAUAUAUAAGUGGCCUUACCUUGCAAGUGAUUUGCCGUGCCUUGAAGAGAAAUGAUUAGCGUUCGAUGUCCCAACUAUUGUUUUGAUUCGAGAAUGCUUACUUUCACUGGCUGGCCCCUGAGCCUCUACUUCGAAUAAAGCCGGCGCUUGACCUGUGUUGUUCAUCAUGGAUACUACAAACGAACGCUAGAGCAAGUGCAUAAUUGAUUCAUCACCUGAU